Messenger RNA from Mya arenaria, 3736 nucleotides. Its product is annotated as akirin-2-like. The transcript is spliced from 4 exons. Gene Ontology annotation, molecular function: transcription coregulator activity. Lineage: Eukaryota; Metazoa; Mollusca; Bivalvia; Myida; Myidae. Gene Ontology annotation, biological process: positive regulation of innate immune response; positive regulation of transcription by RNA polymerase II. The record is from RefSeq and is a predicted model, not a curated record. Gene Ontology annotation, cellular component: chromatin; nucleus. Bases 222 to 809 code for a protein of 195 amino acids.
UGUCAGUUUGUUUUUGUUUGCAGCCAUAUUGGAUUAGUUGGAUAAACACAAGCCUUGUAAAUCCGACGAAUCUUCACAUCUCAUUGCAUCAAAUUCGUGUUUAAUGAAAUAUCUCCCUUCCCGAAUAGUUUAACUGUAAAGUCACUGUGCUAUUUUCAUUCUCACACUUCACAGAUAUUAAAAUCGAGCUAUCGAAUAAAAGUAGGUCAACCGAUUUCGAUAUGGCUUGCGGGGCGACGCUGAAAAGAAGUUUAGAUUUUGAUCCAUUACACAGUCCUGGGCAAACAACACCAAAAAGAAGAAGAUGCACUCCAAUGAACCUUACACCUUCAACUCCACCAAGAAGUGUUCCUCCAUCGCCUUUUGGAGAAGUUAACCCAAAAUUGACGCAAGAGUUGAUUGCUGCAAAUUUGAGUGCAGAGGUACGGCGAUUACAGAGACGAAAACAACUACAGUUUUCCAACGGCAGUGGUAGCCCACCUCAUCCGUCCCAAUCCUCAUCAGCAGAGAGUUGUGCCUCCCCCUCAGCCAUGGACAGUCAAUGUGUUCAAACUCUUGCUCAUUGUAGCUCUAACACACUUUUCAAUGCACUUUCCCCAAGUAAACGUGACAUUCCUCUGUUUACAUUCAAACAAGUGAGCAUGAUUUGUGAAAGAAUGCUGAAGGAACGUGAGUCACAGAUACAGGAACAGUACAACACAGUACUGACCUGCAAAAUGGCUGAGCAGUAUGAAGCAUUUCUGAAGUUCAACCAUGAUCAAAUCCAGAAACGCUUCUCUAGUGAUAAUGUGGCAAGUUAUGUAUCUUGAGCUGUGAUCAGUAUGAUGCGUACAAGGAUACAUUGUGUGUCUGCAAGCUUUCUAGCAAUGCGUGAGAUGUGAUUUCUGGCAAACUCCAGAGAUGGUGUGGAAGACUGCAUUUAUUUUGGCUGCAUGAAAGCCCUAACAUUUGUUCUCAUGCGCUUGCUAUCAAGUUUUACACAUUUUCAUGAAUAGUUUUAAUGCAAUUAUCACGUAUAAAUGAUGUUUUGAGGAAAAGUGGUUUAAACGUUUAGUGUAUACAUAUUAUACAUAGCUUUAACAUACAUAUUAUACAUGUAUGUUGAUUGUUCUUACACUUCUACUGGUUUAUAUUUUUUUUCCAUCAAAUUCAUACAAGUUACUAAUACUUCAAUUUGGUGCAAAUCUUGAAAAAAAAACUUCUACAGUAUUUAUUGUGUAUAAAGUAUAUAUUAUAUAUUUUCCUCUGUUAUUUAUUGCAUUUUUUCAGGAUUUCAUUUUUAGCAUUUUAUGUGGAAAAAAUUAAGGAAAUCAGUCGUAAUAAUUAAAAGUAUAUGUUUGAUUUUCUUUCUGUACAUUUUAGAAGUAGUAGCGUUCAGCUUUUUUCUCUCUUUUUCUUGUGAUUUUGGUAUAAUAUGCAGUGAGUAUGACAGUACAUACUUGUACAAACCAUGGGUAUUUAACAGAUAAUCAUAAAUCUUUGCUUUCUUAAAUUUGUUCAUUUGUGUAUAUACAUGUAGUACAUAGUCUGUUGUCAGUCAGCAAAAUAGCUGUACAUUUUAUUUAGCUUUGUUUGUAGUGAUCUUCAUUUAUUAUUUUCCACAUUGCGAUUAUGCCACACCAAACUGAUGUUAUGUUCUUCAGAUUUACGGCACCUCCAAUUGUAGAGAAUGGAUUUAUUUAUUUUAGACUACUGCUUUUUUCACCCCAAAACAUCAUUUUAAGAUAUAUGAAAGAGUGCUUUUUAUAAAAGUGAUGUUAUGCUGGAUAUAGUUGCACAAAAACAUGCUUUGUAACGACUUUGACAACAUCUGGAAGACUGAAAAAGCUAUUAUGAAUAUUUUAAACUUUGAUGAAAUGUUUUCCAAAUUUCUUUUUUGCAAAAAUCUGUAGAACAAAGCAUUCGAUUAGUGGCCUAUGCUCCUGUGCUCUUUACUGCCUGUUGUUAUUUGAAGUUGUCAUUUCAUCUUAAUUUUUAUACCAUAUUGGAAAGCAUUUUCCUUGUUUUCACUCAUUCAUUAAUUCUCAUGCAAAGUCAUAUGUAUGCAGUGUUUUAUUCUUACAGUAAGCGAUGAUGCAUAAAUUACAACAUUAUUAGAACACUUAUUUAAUACUGACCUUAAUGAUAUGGUACAAACUAGCUACAGCACCCAUUACCCAUGUGAUUGAAAUUAUACAUAAAGAGCCCCUUGUUUUGAAUAAUUUUAAUAACUGGUUAUGUGUGCAGUAAUUUUUACUUAAAAGAUAAAAUGUACAGUUCAGUCAACACCCUCAUCUUAAGUGUUCUUAAUAAAGUUUAGUCUUGAUGUUGGGAUUUUUAAUGUUUUUACUUUCAUGUUUUACACAAAACUAACAUUUCCUCAAAUAUGUUUAAAGAAUAUGAGUUUUAGUAAGUAGUCAGCUACUGAUGGUUUUGUUGUUAUGAAUAAGUUUUAUUUGGAAUCGUUCUUAAUAUUGAUGUUUUAAAAACAUAUGCAGUAAGUCACGCUGAUGAUAACAUUUUUAUAACACUGUAAGUUAAUUGAAAAGAGUAAUAAUGUACGGGUUUAUAUUUGACAUAAUUAUGGGAACUGUUUUGUAGAUGCAUUAACUGUGUUUUAAGUUGCUUUCUACAAUGGGCAUUACGUAAAACAUGGCGUAUAGGUUACUUAAAUAUUUAUUUAUUUUAUAACGUACAUAUUAGAAAUGAUGUUUAAGAUAGUCUUGCUAGAAUUCAUUUCUCCUUUUAUGGUAAUGCAGUAAAAAUUAAGACUAUUGAAUUCUGAAUGACUAAUUCAAUUAGUCACUGGUAUUCAUUGUUGAGUUGAAGAAGCUGUCAUGUUUGUUGCAUUGUAAAUAUCUUCAUCUCGAUCAUUGUAAGGCCAUGUUUAAAUAAUCUUUAAUUUCUCAGGCACAUUUUUAUAAAAAAAAAUGGUGGAAAUGUGUUUUUUUAUCCAACUUUUUAUAAAAUUGAUAUAGAAAUUGACACAUACAUGUUUAAAGUUGAUGGAACAAAAUACAGUCAAAAUCUGUUGGCUCAACAUUGCUGGGUUUGAUUUCCUCAUUGGCUCAAACUGGAUGUUGAGGACCAAUUUCUUUCUGCUUAAAGCUUGGCUCAAAUUUCCUGAAGCUCGAUCCCUUUUGGCAAAUCCCUGUGAGUUCGAGCCAAUGGGGUUUCACUGUAAUACGUAUUUUGACAAAACACCUAAAAAUAGUAAUUCAAUAUUGUUGGGCCUGAGAAAUUAAACAUUUUUACCUUUUAGCCUCAGCUCAUACUUUUGUUUCCUAUGUUGUGAAACGAAGGAUAAAUAAGUCUUUCAAUGUAUGCUUUUGUGAAGCAGAAAUCACCUUAUGUGAUGUUUCUUGUACACAGUCAGAUUUAGGAAUUUAAACAAAAAAUAAGGUGCUUAUUUUGACAUUACGAGUACUCCUGCACUUGUUUAUUUCUUUAAACAUAACUGAUUAAUCACUAUUAAUGAUAUAUCAGACAUGUUUGGCACAAUUGUAGGUCUGUUCUUAAACCCUGAUUGAUUUUACUCCUUUCAUAUAUAGUUAAAACAAAUUUAUUCUUAGUUUUCUUUUAUGUACAAUUUAGUAUACUUGCACUAGAAAAUGUUGGAGAAAAAUCUAAACGUUCUGUUUUUGCUAACAAUUUGUAUUUAAGAUUUAUGUCUUAAUUGCAGUUAUUUGGAGUUCAUAUUGAAUAAAAAUGCAUGGAUUUAUGUUUUGCAAAUUUAUUAAAACGUCUUUCCCAAUUA